AUGGAGGAGCUUUUGUUACCGCGCGGGGAGGAGGAGGCGCGAUCCGACCAGAGCUCAUACGCUCCGGGAGACGCAGGGAGGACGAUGGGGGACCGGGUGAAGUCGUUGUUCCACCUGGAGAACGGGGAGCCACGGAGGAAAGUGAGGGAUGUCUGUAAGAGGCACGGGCUUCUGGCAUUGUCGGUCAUCUCUGUGAUCACCGGAUGCACCCUGGGCUUCAUGCUGAGGGGGACUCAGCUGUCCUCGCAGGCUAAAAUCUACUUCUCUUUUCCUGGAGAGCUGCUGAUGAGGAUGCUGAAGAUGCUCAUCCUUCCUCUCAUCACGUCCAGUUUGAUGUCGGGUCUGUCGUCGAUGGAGUCGAAGGCGUGCUGUCGGAUGGGCGUCCUCACCGUCACGUACUACCUGUGGACCACCUUCAUCGCCGUGGUGGUCGGCAUCGUGCUCGUCAUCAUCAUCAAACCCGGCGUGGGGACGGAUAUGGAGAGUCACCGUCUAGGAGGCGGGCCGGUCAUGACCUCGGCCGACGCCCUGCUCGAUCUCAUCAGGUAA
This is a messenger RNA of Labrus bergylta (ballan wrasse), 549 nucleotides long. Lineage: Eukaryota; Metazoa; Chordata; Actinopteri; Labriformes; Labridae. The record is from RefSeq and is a predicted model, not a curated record.